UUCUGUGUUCGUCAGAAGUAUUGGCUCCACAAUGGUGUUUAUUGCUUCCUUGUGACAGAGCCUAACUGAAGGAACGAGCUCUCUUCUGAUAUUCAUUACUCGUGUUCUUUCUGGGAAUUUUAAUGCUGCCACAGUGAAAACUACUAAACUUCCAGUAAUGUUUUCAAGGCAGAAAAGGUAGUAAGUUGCUUGGGAGAGAUUCAAUUCGGUCACUCACAAGAAGGUCACCGCCAUUGUUGUGCUUCUUCAGCUUCCAUUGAUGGACAAGGAAGGAGAAGGUGACCAUAAAGAAAUGUGCGGUGCCAGUACACUCACUGUUAAGAUUUCGUCAAGCAAAAGCACUUGUGAUUCGCAUUUACCUUCUCCGAACCUCAAGAACUCGAUAGAAUCAACGCCUUAUGAUUCUCCUUGUCUUGUGUCUCCAUCCUCAUCAGCAUUUGUUUCAGCCUUACAGUCUCCGUAUAUAUCUCCCAGAGCCAUCGGAGAAAACCAUCCAAACUCCGCCAAGAGCACUCGUUUAGAUCCCUCUCAAAACCUCACCACCGCAACCAACACCACCACCACCACCACCACAACAACAACAACCACCGUCAGCCAUCCUUCGCCGACGUUCUCCUACAGAGGCUCCCAGUCUGAAGACAUCCCCAGCAGUUCCUACACUCCGCCGUCAGAUCCCUACGAAUUCUCCGAUGACACUUCUGAUACUAAGCUCAAAUUCGUGACGUGCGUUCCAGUCCCUGACCCAAUUCCUCCACGCAUUUCGUUCUCAUUCCCCGUCCCUCGAACUUCCUUCGCGAAAAGCUCCUUUUCAGCGGCUUCAAACGCCAAACUUACCGGUUGUGACGUUUACAUUGGUUUCCAUGGACACAAUACCAAUUUGCUGCGAUUCUGUAAGUGGCUUAAGUCGGAGCUUGAGCUUCAGGGGAUUGACUGUUUUGCUGCAGAUAGAGCAAAAUAUUCAGAUAGUCAGAGCCACGAGAUUGCCGAUAGAGUCAUUUGCUCUGUGGCGUUUGGCUUAGUGGUUGUCACGCCUUCUAGUUUUCUCAACCAUUUCAGCAUGGAGGAGAUUAGAUUCUUCGUCCAAAAGAAGAAUUUGAUUCCACUCUUCUUCGAAACUUCAUAUUCUGAGAUUAUGACUCUUGCAGACUGCAAUUCUAUUAACAAGGAGUGCACAGAGGCAGUGGAUGGACUUAUGAAAUCUCAUGAACAGAAGCUGGAGGCCAUUGAUGGUAAUUGGAGCAGUUGCAUAAUGAAAGCUGUUGGGAUUCUCAGAGCAAGACUUGGACGGAAGAGAGAAGGGUUUGAGAACAAACGCGGAUUUGAGAGUUUACCUUUUCCCAGAAACACAUUCUUCGUGGGAAGAGAGAAGGAGAUUAUGGAGAUUGAAAGUCUCUUCUUUGGGAAUGGAAAUUGUCCAGAGCAAGAUCAUUCUACAGCAGUCAUCAAAGUAGAAGCUAGUGGGCAAUCUGAAGGACUUGCUGAUGAAGAAAGUGACCAUGUGAAUAGCAGAGGAGGGAGAUUUAUCAGUCUAGAGAUGGACAAGAGCAAAGAUUCAAUUUUUGAGUCUUGGGUUGAUGUUGAACCUGUCAAAGGAAAAAAUUCUUUCAGGAGGAUAAAACAUAAGAAGUCGAGAAGUGGUAACUAUAAGAGCUUGAGUAACACUGUGAUUUGCAUCAAUGGGGUUUCUGGGAUUGGAAAAUCAGAGCUGGCACUGGAAUUCGCUUACAGAUACUGCCAGAGAUACAAAAUGGUCUUGUGGUUUGGUGGGGAAGCUAGGUAUCUCAGGCAGAACAUAUUGAAUCUGUCUCUUCAUUUAGGUAUAGAUGUUGGGGCUGAUCCUGAGGUAGAAAGGGGUCGAAUUCGUACCUUUGAAGAGCAAGAGUUUGAAGCAUUCAAGAGAAUCAAGAGGGAGUUAUCCAGUGAUAUGCCUUAUUUACUUAUAAUUGAUAAUCUUGAAUCUGAAGAGGACUGGUGGGAAGGGAAGAACUUGCAUGACUUGAUCCCUAGAAACACAGGAGUUACCCAUGUGAUUAUUACCUCUAGGCUGUCAAAAGUAAUGAACUAUGAUACAAUUCAGCUUCCACCAUUGCCAUUAUCUGAUGCAAUGGUAUUGAUUAGGGGAAGAAGCAAGAAAGAGUAUCCAGCUGAUGAGGUAGAAUUCCUUAAAAAAUUUAACAAGAAACUAGGUAGGUUGAGCUUUGGUUUAUGGUUGAUUGGUUCAUUGUUAUCUGAACUUGUAAUCACCCCUUCUGCUCUCUUUGAGGCAAUAGACCAGAUUCCCCUUGAAGAAGAUUCUCCUUCUUGUUACAUGAGCAUUGCAGAAGAGCAACUUCUAAAGAAUAAUCCUUUCCUUAUGAAGAUCCUCGAAUUUUGCUUCGGGAUUCUCAACAAAAGCAGAAGAAAACAGAACCUCCUAGCCAAAAGAAUGCUUCUUGUAAGUGGGUGGUUUUCCCCAUCUCCCAUUCCAGCAAGUUUGUUAGUAAGUGCAGCCAAGGAUAUCAUCCCUAGGACAAAAACUCUGGAUGUUACAUUCAGUUGUUUAUCAUCAAAAGCAUGGAAAAGCGAGGAGGAUUCAUCAAUGCUUCUGGUGAAACUUGGAAUGGCACGAAUAGCCAGCAAAAUCAAUGAACAUUGCAUCAUCCAUUUUCAUCCCAUUAUGCAGGCAUUCACGAAAAAGAAGGGUGGUUUGCAAUCUGCCAAAGCUAUUGUUCAAGGGGUGACCAGAAAAACAAGCAAUCCUUAUAUAAUAAACUCAAAUCAUUUCUGGGCGUCAGCUUUUCUGUUGUUUGGAUUCAAAUCUGAACCCCCACUAGUCCAACUUCAAGCAACAGACAUGGUUUUAUACAUCAAAAGAACAGCCCUGCCACUCGCAAUUCAAGCCUUCUCAUCAUUCUCGAGAUGCAAUUCUGCAAUAGAGCUCUUGAAGGUAUGUACAGAUGCACUGGAAGAAGCUGAAAAGUCGUUUGUGUCUCAGAUACAAGAUUGGUCAUAUGAAUCUAUUUGUUGGAAACAAAGGCUCCAACGUGGCCAUAAAGUGGAUGAAUAUGUGUGGCAAGAGGUCACUUUGUUAAAGGCAACAUUACUGGAGACGAGAGCCAAGUUGCUAGCUAGAGGAGGACUUCUUGACAGUGGAAAAGAACUUUGCAGAACAUGUAUCAGUAUCAGAACCGUCAUGCUUGGCCAUAAUCAUGCUCACACCUUGGCUGCACAGGACACAUUAGCGAGACUUGUGAGAAUGAAAAGUAAGAUAUGAUGGCGAAUUUUCAAAAUAAGCUAGCAGAAGUGGAGGAGUUUGAGGACAAAUGAAGGAAUUGGAAGGCUUGUGCAACCCCAUUAUUGCUAAGAUGUAUCAAGGUGCUGCUGGCGAUGUGCCCAUGAACGAUGAUCCUAGCAUGUCCAAUGGUGGCUACAGCAAAUCAUCCUCUAGUUUAUUUUAUGUCAAACGUAGUUAAGCAUUAGUAGUAACUGUAUACUAGUUAGUAUUCUCUACAAGACACCAAAAAUCUGGACUUGCAGUAGGUAUAUCAAGUUUGUGGCUUACAAGUUCAAAUGAAUUCUGUGCUCAGUAUUUUUUCUGUCUGACAAA
Molecule: messenger RNA, 3586 nt
Organism: Prosopis cineraria
Lineage: Eukaryota; Viridiplantae; Streptophyta; Magnoliopsida; Fabales; Fabaceae
Exons: 1
Coding region: 260-3253 (997 amino acids)
Biological process (GO): recombinational repair
Molecular function (GO): ATP hydrolysis activity
Source: RefSeq, a predicted model, not a curated record